GUCUUUAAAUAGAAAUAGUAAUAAUUUGUUUUUCUUCCAUUUUAUUUCACGUGCAUUAAUUAAUAUAAUAUUAUAAAGUACGCCCAGUUCAAUAUUUGCACAGGCACCAAAAAAUGAAAGAAAUGGAAAAAAACAAAGGAGUAGUUGGGGGAGUGAGGAAAGGUGCAUGGACAAAAGAAGAAGAUCAAAUGUUGAAGAAAUGCGUUCAAACCUACGGAGAAGGAAAGUGGCAUCUUGUCCCUCUCAGAACUGGGCUGAACAGAUGUAGGAAGAGUUGCAGAUUGAGAUGGUUAAAUUAUCUGAGGCCGAAUCUUAAACGAGGAAUAUUCAACCAAGACGAAAUCGAUCUCAUUGUUCGCCUUCAUAACUUGCUCGGAAACAGAUGGUCAUGGAUUGCUGGUAGAGUCCCGGGAAGAACGGCGAACGACAUCAAGAACUUCUGGAACACCCACUUCCACAAGAUAUCCACGUCACCCACCACCGCCGUUGGAGAAAGUUCUAGAACGGCCGUCGUCGUGAAAACGAUCACCGCGAAUAACAUCAUAAGGCCCCGUCCACGGACCGUGUCCAAUAAUAAUAAUAAUAAUAUAAUUAAUUAUCCGAGCGAUGAAGUAAUAGUAACGACGUCCAAAUUAACAAAGGAAACAAUAAUAAUAAAUGAUAAAGAUAUUAAUAAUAAACUCAAGAAUAAUAAUGUAGAGGAAUUAUUAGAUGAUCAAAGCAUUAAUAAGUGGUGGGGUGAUUUGCUGGAAAUGACUGAAAAACUAGAUGAUGCAGAAUUUCCGCCGCCGCUGUUAUUUUCCGACCAGCAGUACCACCCACUUAUUGAAACGACGCCGUUGUUAUCGCCGGGACUACCACCGCCUCCUCCUCCUCCUCAUAAUAAUAAUAAUAAUAAUAAUAAUGAUUGUUUGAAUGAUAGUGGUUUAUUCUUAGAUGUUGAUGUUUGGGAACUUUUAAACUGCCAUGAUUAUUGAUGUAUGUGCUAUCUUUUUCAUUGCAAUAUAAUAAUUUGUUUUUUUUGGUU
Molecule: messenger RNA, 1027 nt
Organism: Erythranthe guttata (spotted monkey flower)
Lineage: Eukaryota; Viridiplantae; Streptophyta; Magnoliopsida; Lamiales; Phrymaceae
Product: transcription factor MYB75
Source: RefSeq, a predicted model, not a curated record